UUGAAACUAGAUGAUCUUUGAGGUCCCUUCCAACCCAAACCAUACUACGAUUCUAUGAUUCUAUGCUUCAGGCAGUGCUGAGUGUCAUAAGUGUGUGUGGGAAACGGCAUUUGAGUGGGUCCUGAUGGAAAGUACUAUUCUUACUAGGGAAAAGCAUAGUGAAAGUCAUCAUCAGCCUCAUCAUCUUCACCAUCACCACCUGCUGCACUUGCAAAGACACCAAGGGGACAACAUUUGUCUUGAGACCCCAUUGCUUCCCCUCCCUGUCACCAUGGGGCAGAGUUUUUCCUGUUUCCCUUUUCUCUCACUUUCUCUCCUUUGGGUUUUUUUUUUUUAUCUCUAAAUUAACUUUGAAGUCAAUGUAUGCCAUCAGCUAUGGACACCAUGAAUAAUUUUUUGUGCCUUUAAGCCAGUGUCAACAUCCUUUGGUCAAUGAAUGGAAACUGCUCAGACACUACAAAGUUUCUGAACCUAUUUCUGGUAACUUUGCUUUUUGCCAUAACAAUUUACUUCAUGUCCACAAAGCUGCUAAUUUCUAGAGUGGUUUCCUUAGCUGUGUCUUGAACUAAUUUACUGUUCUUAUUCUCUGAUUUAAUAAUUUUAGUUAAGUUUUCAACUCAAGAUGAGCUUGUAUUGUGCAUUAUGGAUCAAUAUUUGGAAUUGUGCCUCCCAGCAUUUGGAAGCCUUCAACAAGUCUGUAUAAGUCAUUCUUCAUUUUGCCUGAAGUUGUUUGAAGAUCUUGUAAUUUAGAUUUCUAAAGUCCAAAUAGCAAAGGAAACAGUAAAAGAAGCUAGAAUACAUGAAGGAGAAGGAGAGUACAUAACAGAAGGAGCAAUGGUUGUCGUGUGCGUAUAUGUCCAUACAGCUGAAAUUGUCAGAAACUAUGACUGAGUUUUGUCUGUCUGUCCUGAAAGGCCAUAUAGAUGGAUGUUCACCAUCUCCUGAAUAUCAGGCUUAGGGUGUCACCCAGCAGAAUCAUUAUCUGCUCUUGCAAAAUUGGGCCAUAAGUGACUUCCAAAGGUAAGAUGGUUACUUAGGGAACCCCAUGAUCUUAUCUCAAUACUCCUAUUUCUGGUCUCUCAUUCUAGACAGUGGCCAAGCUGUACCUUUGGAAGCUGUAGAAAUCAAAUUUUUAUAUACUUUUGAUUAAGUAAAAAUGAACCACACACAAAAAACCCCACUUCUAUUUUGCUUCAGCCAAGUUAUUUUAAAAAUAAAUUUUGAUUUGCAAAAUGAUUCACUACAUUGGAAGAGUCUUAAUUAGAAAAUCCCUGCUGGCUGUUGAGUGCUUUCAGUUAUUCUGAUUAAUCGUAUACUACCACUGUGUGGAAUAAUUCUGCCACAACUUGGGGAGUCUUUUGAACAAUUUGCUGCUGCUCAGGGGUUCCCAAAAGAUUGAUUAUAAACUGAAACCAUCACAGGAGCAUGCAAUAAUAAAAAUAAUUCCGUGCUUUUUUAACUCUGACAGUUGCAAAGCCUGUAAAGAACUGGAAUAAAGACUGAAAUCUGACUGUAGAUACAGAGGUAAUAUCAUGGUGCUGUGGUCAACUUGCAGAACAUCGAUACUUAAAUCUGUAACAAACCGAUUCAUUAAGAAUUUGGCCUGCUCGGGGAUCUGUGCCAGCCUUGUCUGUGUGCCUUUUGACAUUGCUCUUAGUGCCAGUCCGCACUGCUGCUGGUGGAUCUAUACAAUGCUCUUCUGCAGAAUUGCCAAGUUUCUGCACAAAGUCUUCUGCUCAGUCACCAUCCUUAGUUUUCCAGCCAUUGCUCUUGACAGGUACUACUCUGUUUUAUACCCUCUGGAAAGAAAAAUAUCCGAUGCAAAAUCCCGAGACUUGGUUAUCUAUAUCUGGGCCCAUGCAAUAGUGGCCAGCAUUCCAGUAUUUGCUGUGACCAAUGUGUCUGAUAUUUAUGCCAUGUCCACCUGUUCCGAAUCUUGGAGUUACUCCCUUGGCCACCUGAUAUACGUCGUCAUCUAUAACAUCACCACUGUGAUUGUACCAGUGGCUGUGGUAUUUCUCUUUAUGAUUCUUAUUCGCAGGGCACUGAGUGCCAGCCAGAAGAAAAAAGUCAUCAUAGCUGCCUUAAGGACCCCUCAGAAUACAAUUUCUAUCCCUUAUGCGUCCCAGCGAGAAGCUGAGCUUCAUGCCAUGCUGCUUUCCAUGGUUAUGAUAUUUAUUUUCUGCAGUGUCCCCUAUGUGACUUUGGUGAUUUACCGCACCAUACUCAAUAUUUCAGAUAUUUCAGUCUUCUUGUUCCUCACUGCCAUUUGGUUGCCCAAGGUCUCUUUGCUGGCCAAUCCUUUGUUAUUUUUAACUGUUAACAAAUCAGUACGGAAGUGCUUAGUGGGGACAAUAAUACAGCUGCACCGAAAGUAUAGCAGGAGAAACAUUGUCAGCUCGAGUGAUGUGGUAGAUGCUAAUUUGGAGCACAGUGUCCGUUCGGGGAGCCAGCUUCUGGAGAUGUUUCAUAUUGGGCAACAACAAAUCUUCAAGCCAAUGGACGAUGAGGAGAAUGAGACCAAAUCCAUUUGCUCUAGUGACUUUCAUCAGAAAGAAAUUCCUACCACCAGUUUAGAGGUAGGAGAGACUUCGGUUCACAAAUUUAUACCACAGACGACUGCAGACUCUGCAGCUCAGGUGGUGCCAGCUGUGCCCACAGAAGCUAAUAUGGUAAAUGACAAAUACUCCAUGCAGUUUGGUUUUGGACCCUUUGAGCUGCCUCCACAGUGGCUCUCAGAAAACCGAAACAGUAAGAAACGACUCCUGCCUCCUUUGGGGAAUACCCCUGAAGAGCUAAUCCAGACGAAACAGCCUAAGUGUAAAGCAGAAAGAAAAAUCAGCAGAAACAAUAAAGUCAGUAUCUUUCCCAAGGUGGAUUCUUAGUAAGAACAGGAGCUUUAAGUGACAGAGGAAGGUCACCUUCUAUUCUAUGUGUGAUCCCAUGGAUCUUUGUUAUGCUGAAAUUUGUUACAGGCUGAUUUUUUUGUGCCAAAUAUAAACAAACAAACACACAAAAAGGAAACGUUUAUACAAGUGUUCCUUAUUAAUAUGUUUUCAUGAAAAUAACAUAUCAAAAGAUGGUGAUUCUUUUAUCUGUGAAAUCCCUACAAUGAUACCUGCCUGAUUAACUUCCAAAAAGUACCUAUGGCUUUGUGAACACAUAUGGCUGAAGUAUGGAAAUACUGCAGUCAGUUUGCUGGGAAACCUUGUGUUGUAUUCAAAUGGACUGUGUAUCAAAGUAACUUAAUAGGAAAGGCUGUAAGGAGCAGGAGACAUGCAAAAUGGGUAAGUCCUAACCUCCUGUAAAUAGACUCAGCAAGGUUCUGCACAUUUCAUUAAUGAAAUAAGGUGGAGUAUUAAGUACAUCUAUUUUCUCUUGAACACAUUUCUUAAAUCAGUAUUAAAAAUAAAACUUGCUGGACUUUUUGCAUAAAUUGGUUACCAAGUAUCUGCCAAACAUCUGAACUUUUUAAAAACCUAAACCACUAUUUUUUGGCUUAAAACUUCAGCAAGCCAAGGAUAUCCUAAUUGUCAUGUGUGUAAAACCUAAGAAAGACCUUUGUUUUUUAAAAAACAUAUAUUCUUGUAGUUUUAAGUAAAAACUGGAUUGGAGACCAUGCAGGACAAAUUCUGACUCCAGUAAACAAAUACGUAUAUGCCAAGGGCAUAAAUAGAACACUUUGCUCCUGUGAUAAAGGGCAUAUACAAACGUCCCAAGAGUGUAAUGUGUGUAUUGUGUAAGUAACCAAGGGGUCAACCUUAAAAUAGGCUCAUCUGCCUGUGCACUCUGCUGUUUCCUUAUGGGAAAGCUAGCAAGUGAAAGAAAUGGGUCAGAAAUGCUAGUAGCCUUGUACUGAACUGUUGAUGAGGAAGCUGAUAACAGACCCCAAAAGGCAAGGUUUAUUCAUGCCGUUGCUCACUAUUGUCAGAGGUAGGGAGGUUUUCCUUCUACCUUCACAGAUAUAGAUACCAGCCAUCCUACUCCACUCGUCUCGCAGAGCAGACCACUCGGUGUAUGAACAGGAGACUUUUAAAUCUGGUACUUAAUUCCUGAGUGAAUCAGCCAUGCCGUCCCUGAAAGGCCAUCAUAGACCAGCACACCAGCCUUUCUAUGAGAGUUCAGGCAUCGUACUGCAGCCUGCCCCCCCUGCAUCAUCACAGGCAUAUUGUCUUGAUUAUACUGACUGUGACUUUUAGCUAUAUCAGUCUGUUAGAUGACCUGAAAUUAUUGUAACCCUGGCAUUUUGAUCCUUGUUCUGUUGCAAGUAGUCUUUCCUUCUUCCUUGUCUGUAUUCACUGUUGUCUCUGUGGGUAGUUUCUUAAAAGCACAAGCUUGUGACAUCUGUGUACGCCUUGUGGUUCUCCCGUACUUUAGCCCUUUGGUGCAUGCUGAACCUUUAUCUGUAGUUACUGACUGUUUAUGACAGUAGUUUUCUUUAAAGCAUACUUUUAAAAGGACAAGGUGAAGAAUCUUGCCAAAUUCACAGUAUCUUACUAAAACCAACUGGUUAAUGGCAAAAGUGAUAAAAAAUUCUGCUGAAGCAGAAUUUGGAGAUGUACCUCUUCUUCCUUUGACAUGUUUGAAGAAAGUCAGCAUUCCAAUGGCUCCAAGGUGGUGGAUUUCUACAAGGCAUUAAAGCAAAUAUUUUAAUACAAAUGUAUUUUAAAAAGUUUAUAAAUUACUGUGUAAAUGAUGUUUUUCUUCCUUUCCUCUUUGGUUUCAGUGCUCUUCACUUCUUGCUAGUUCUAGAACUUCUCAGCUUGGGAGUGAGGAGCAGUCUUCAAUGGCUCCAGAUGGGUGGUGGGAACCCCAGCUGCCCUGCUUCUUACGUACAGGGAUGAGAAGGCAGGCAUAGCUUGCCUGAAAUCAGACAGAAGAAAUAUUCCAGGAAAAAGUGUUUCUUCUGUGGCAGAGGUAGAGAAGUACCAUAGCAGACAUUUUUUUUAAGGGUUGAUAAAAAGUAGUUCAAUGGAGUGUUUGUUUUUUCAAAGUUAGUGAAAGAACGUUCAACUCUCACAUUGAAUGAAAUGCCAAUGAUAAAUUCAAAAAGCCAAAUUGCAUAGAAUUUAAUUUUAUCAUAUCUGGAAAGCAAGGGGUUUGUGGUGGUUUCCGACUGUUGAGAUAAAAAUAUCUUUUUCUUUCAAAGAGGACACAUGUAAAAACUUGCUUGUAUUUUUUUUUAGCACAUUAUAUCUGAAAACAUUGAAACCUUUCACCAGCAAAUUAACUAAGAUGGUUUUCCAUACCUGAAGAAUUAUUUGGGAAUGUUUUAUUUUAGUCCCUCUUUCAACGGUUUAUCCAUGUUAAUGUUUAAGGGAAGUAGAAAAAAUACACAAAAAGCACAUCUUUGCAUAGAAAAACUAAUCUGUGUAAAAUUAAUAAUACAGCCUCUGGGCUAGAAUUGUCAUCAGAAAACAGUAAUUCAGGAGACUCUUUAUGCAAGAUGGAAUAUUUGACUUGUAGAAUUUGAUUUUUAACUUCACCUAAGACAGUGGUAACUUUGAGUCAUUACUGCUGUCUGUUGGCUUGUUGUUCAAAUGAUUUCUACUGGGCAAAAUAUUCUCCAUCCAAUAUAUAAAAAAAAUAAAAACCAAGACUUGUUUUUUUCUUCAUUAUCCCAUUAAAGAUAAGCAAAAGUGUUUGUUUGGGUUUUCUUGUUGUUGUUGUUUUGUUAUGGUGGUUGUUUUUAACCACCACAGGUGUUGGGAAGGUAAAUUUUUCUCUCCAGAUUAUUGAUGAAAGAAAAUGAAGUACAAAGCAAAGCUGUGGGAAUUGAAGAAGUGAAAGCCUAGGGUAAUUUGGCCUGUGCAAAUAUGUGUAAAAGCUAAAUAUUACUACUGGAGAAUAAACUUGGAGGAAGGAAAGUUACAACUCAUUAUUCUAGCACUUAGGGGAGAAAAACAGAAAAUGGAGCUCAUAUUAAACAAAGGAAGAAAUCCUUUAAAAAGGAUGAAAACACUAUGGGGACAAUGUCAAUUUACUGUUCCUAGAUAUCUUCAAGAAAUAUUGUUAAAUUCAAACAAACAUCAUGUAAAAAUUAAAAAAACCAACCCCAAACCACACAGUCCUUCAGCACCAAGUAAUGCUUUAUUGGUUGGCUACUUGGGAACAAUGUAUUUUGCACAAUGGGAUAAACUUCCAGAGAAAAGCUGUUGUUUCUAGAAACUUCCCAAGUAUCCUACUCUAUAACGGAUCUAAUUGUUGUUAAGCUGUAGUAAUUUAAUGAAUGCAUUUGUUCUGGUUUUAAAAAUAUACCUAUAGAUAAUUUUUUGCAGAAGAGGCUGGCUGGAUUUCUGUAAUGAGUUUUCUUCUAUUCUGCUCCCUGUUUCCUGGGAAAAUAUUCCUGUAUCCAUUGCCUGUAUCUUGAAGAAUGGAGAGGAAAGUCAGGCUGUGGUUCCAGAUCAGUAGGGCUGGGACUUAGCAGCUGGUUCCAGCUAAACAGGAGCUGUCCCCUAGCUGCUGUGAAGGUCACCAGCUCUGGAGGUGAUUACUGGUCCCACAGAACUCAGGUAGUUCCUCUCAUUCAUUUCACCUGACCUCGCACUGCAUAAAUUGGUAAAGAAUGUAAACAUAAAUAAAGCAAAAUCCCUGCCUUCUAAUCUUAUCUAAGUUACUGUGUAAUUGUGCUUUAAACGACGUAGGAGUCAGUAUGAGAUAAUCAAUGGUUCUUCUUUUUUUUUUUCUUUUGCGCCAUAAAGGACUCACCCCUCCCAAAAGAUAUUGUUGAAAUCAUCGCUUUCAAACUUAAAACAUUCUUACCUCUUCUUAUUUUAGUUGAAGUGACUUUGUGCAAAGUAGAGAUAUUAACAGGAUUUCUAAACAAGUUACAAUGAUGUCUUUAAUGAUCAAACUGAGACCACAAGUUUAGUCACUGCAAUCUCCAGUAAUUUGUUAUUCAAGGACAGUUUAGGAAAACACAAUGCAACAGAACGCAUCUUGUAGAAAAUUGCAGAACUCCAGCUGCAGAUGCUUGCACUCAUGAGCAAGUUGAUUCUUCCCUGGAGGACACAGAGGGGGAACAGCAGGAACCAGCCCAAAGUGGUCUUUGUUCCACAUCUGGUUUUAAGCUGCUAAACCAGCCAAAGGUGGUGAAGAGUAUGUGGAGGCUGAUUUUUCUGAUUGCUUUCUUCAGGGACAACAAAACAAGAGUGGGAUACAGAAGGAUUCUUCCUCUCAGUGGAAGCACCUCUGCACGUGCAUAGGAGUGCCCCCAAUUUCUGUAAAACUGAACCCUCUGCUUUUUGCCUGGACAAUAUCCUAAGCCACAGAAGAAGGUCCUUACAGACUUGCAGGAUCUCAUUCUUCUGGUCUCUUUGCACCUGCCCGGCAGCAAACUCCAACACACUGCACCCCACGGCACUGAGACGUUUCAGCUCAACACAAUCCGUUUUGAGCUCCUGCUUCCUAAACUCUGCAGUUUUCCAGCAGAAGAAGAUGUGGCAGCGUGGAAGACAGUCUUGUCAAGACAGGACCUUUCCCAGUGCAAGUCAAAGAAUGAAAACCUGGCUUUAUUAAAUACAAUGGCAGUUUUACCACUGAGUCUGGACUCAGCAUUUUAGUUUAGCCUUCCCUCCUUAGCUGAUGGUUACGAUGCUGUACCACUAUUGCUGAUGGAGCAUACUGCAGAACUCUACUCAUCCUCACCCAGGGUUUCUGGAAAAGUUGGAGUAUGGCCCAAUAUUCCUGGGUUUUUGCCCUUGACUUGGCACAUGCCAAUCAACAGAUACAUAGUCUAUUUGUCCUUUGCUCGAAAAGGGUCUGUUUAUUCCCUUAACGUUUAGGGGAAUUAAUAUAAUGAAAAUUAGCUGUGCUUGUCCUGAUGCGAGUACUAGAACUGUUACUGUCUACCUUAAAAAUAUUGCCUAUGGUAAAGUAAUGCUACUUCAGGUGAGUACACAAAAGGAUGUUAAAAACAUCACAGACAAAUAACUAAUAAGCAUUAAACAAAAGUUGAUAAUUUGCCCUCCAACCUGUAUGAGAAUGGAAGUGUUUUUGCUAUCUAUUUGUGUAUUAAAAUGCUGUUCUGCAGAGGUGUAUGAAGAUCAGCAGUACCAGGAGCAAGUUGCCUAUAUUCCCCCCUGCCCCCCAUUUGUGUUUCUUCUUGAUUGUAUUAGGAAGAAAAGGAUAAAUUAAUUCUGUUACUAUGGUGACUGUGUUCUGAGUAUCAAGACAGCUUGUCUAAAUGCAUCUUCAUCGUGUCGUAACCUGUCUUUUAGGAUGUAAAGCACAUCUUGGAGUGCUUUUCUUGCUGUGCCCUUCUUAGACAUGAGAGUUUUCUCCAACUCAACCCUUAUUUUUUAAAUCAUCAUACUUCAGAGAAGUAUCUAGUUUAUCACGGAACAAAUCUGACCUAUUCCUAGAAAGGCAAAAAAGGAAAUCACACCCUUUGUUCUGCUUUUCUAGUUCAAACUUCAUUGUAAAUACACCUGCCACCUAUAACAAUAUUUGAGAUUCUGUAGUAUGCAAUGAUGUUUACAAAGUUCAGUCCUUUUAUUGGAGAUGAAGAUUCUUCUGGCUCGAUCUGCAGGAUUUGUGAUGAACUCUGAACCUCUUCUUUUCCUCUCUGAGUCUUCUAGGACAUGUAACACUCACAGAUGCGAAGAUCAACUGUGGUUUGAAAUAUCCCUGCUAAGCCAUUGUUACUGUCAGGUGUGACAGCCUCAUGGAAAACCUUCACUGAUGCUAUGUGGACAAGCAGCAGCAGUAAGGGGCCUAUUUCUGCUCCGCUUUCAAAGGAGUUUUAUGUCCGCUUGUUACCACAUGCAGAGCUGGACACUCUCCUUUCAUGGGCUCUUCUGAGGCUGUAGGCAGUCUGUAAUAUGGGAAGCUGAUAGCAAGUCGAACUCUGUCAGCUGUUGAGCAUGUACACUCUACUGUAGAACUAAAUAAAUAUUGGGGUAUUUA
Messenger RNA from Grus americana (Whooping crane), 8907 nucleotides. It is a transcript of the gene GPR176, whose product is annotated as G protein-coupled receptor 176. Lineage: Eukaryota; Metazoa; Chordata; Aves; Gruiformes; Gruidae. The transcript has 3 exons. The coding region runs from base 1533 to 2885 and encodes 450 amino acids. Gene Ontology annotation, biological process: G protein-coupled receptor signaling pathway. The record is from RefSeq and is a predicted model, not a curated record. Gene Ontology annotation, molecular function: G protein-coupled receptor activity. Gene Ontology annotation, cellular component: plasma membrane.